UUAGAAGGAAAAAAAAAAAAGAAACGCGUAUAUAAUAUCAUGAAAGAACAUAAUUAUUUUAAUGAUAGUAAAAAGAAAAGUUGUCGAUGGCCCGAUGGAAGUAUAAAUUGUACUGAGAAGAUAAAAGAUUAUGAUGAACAUGAUUCUAAAUUAGAAUGGUACUUAGAAAUAAGUUCAAGUGAUGAUGACGAAGAUGUUGAAGAUAAGCCUCUUUCCUAUUUAUUAAAAAGAGAAUUUGAAAAAGACUUGAUAAAACAGAGCAAAAUUAAAAUUUGUUCAAAUGAUUCAAAAUCAUUGAAUGAAAACCAACUUUGUGAUGAAUCUACUAAUAAAAAUAAUCAUAGUCUGUUAAAUACUUCUAAUUACUCAAGUAAUAAUAUAAUUAGUGAAAAUCAUGUAAUCAAUGAUGGAAAACAAAGUAAAAUUGUACAAAUAGUUCCAUUAACUAAUACUGCAACCAUUAUACAGAAUCAAAAGAUUACAAAUGAAUCUCAGACAAAAUUGCUCGGUCAAUCAUGCAAGGAACUUAAUUAUAAAAGAGCAAACAUUGAUCUCAACGAUUCUAAUGAGCAAACAUUUUCUUCGAGCUCAUCGGAUACAAACAAUGCAAUAUUUGGGAUGCAAGCACACUCUUCAUAUAAUAAUGUUACAAAAACAUCUCCAAAAAAUGUAUGUCCACCAUUUCAAUGGAUUCAUUUAAUAUAUUUAGCUAUAAAAAACUCCGCUACAGAGAAUGUAACUUGUGUUGAAAUACAAAAAUUUGUCAGAUAUUGGUUUCCCUAUUUCAAGAACCAAUCAUAUAUUGGUUUUAUUAACUUUUUAGUAGAUCGUUUAAAUUACUCCAUGAAGAAUUUUUUUCGUUGUAAUGCAUUACCAAUUAUUGAUAAAGAAAAUACAUGGACUAUUAAUAGUGUCCAUAUAGAUGCGCUGGAAAAAAGUUUAAUGACAGUUGUUGAAAAUAAUGAAUAUGAAAUAAAAUCAGCAAUGACUAAUCCUGAUAAAUUAUCAGUACUAAUAAAUGGAUACAGUGUACUUCAUUUGGGAUUUAGCCAAAAUUUUUAAAUUAUUAAUGUCUUCUGGAUAAACAA
Melanaphis sacchari is the source of this 1088-nucleotide messenger RNA. Its product is annotated as forkhead box protein N4-like. The record is from RefSeq and is a predicted model, not a curated record. Gene Ontology annotation, biological process: regulation of DNA-templated transcription. Gene Ontology annotation, molecular function: DNA-binding transcription factor activity; sequence-specific DNA binding. Lineage: Eukaryota; Metazoa; Arthropoda; Insecta; Hemiptera; Aphididae.